UUUUGGAGGAUUGGGCUUUCCCGCCCUUUAUUUGGUCCUAUAGAGCAUUACUUGGAAAGAAUUCCUUCCUUUUGCUCAUACCAAACAUAUUCAAAUGAUAUCAAUUAUUACAAGUUGGUUUGCUCGUAAGCACACAAUCAUUGGAUGCAUCAUUCAAAUUCAUCACUAUAAUCAACACUUAUAUUAUUCACAAAACUCAACUCAACAUUACGCCUCUCUUCUCCAAUCUUGCAUUGCUCGAAAAGCAAUUGAGCCUGGAAAACAGCUCCAUGGGCAUCUCUGCCUCACGGGUUUAGGCUACAACAUCAAUUUAGCAACAAAGCUUGUUAAUCUGUAUUGUGUUUGUGACAAAUUGACGAAUGCCCAUCACCUGUUUGAUAGAAUUCCUAAAGGAAAUAUUUUUCUUUGGAAUGUUUUGAUUCGUGGGUAUGCUUGGAAUGGACCAUACCAGGCUGCAAUUUCUCUGUAUUAUCAAAUGCUUGAUUAUGGGCAUGUUCCUGAUAAUUUUACCUUUCCGUUCAUACUUAAAGCAUGCUCGGCGUUGUCUGCGAUUGAUGUGGGGAAGGAUAUACAUGAACACGCGAAGAGAACAAAGUGGGAUAAAGAUGUUUUUGUGGGUGCUGCCCUUAUUGACAUGUAUGCUAAAUGUGGUUGUGUUGGUAGGUCGAGGGAGGUGUUUGACAAUGUCCCUGAGAGGGAUGUAGUUGUUUGGAAUUCAAUGCUUGCUGCUUACUCACAAAACGGUCACCCUGAGGAUUGUUUGUCUUUAUGUGGUGCAAUGGCAUGUGGAGGUGUUAGACCCACGGAAGCGACCUUGGUGACUGCAAUUUCUGCUUCUGCUGAUGUAGCAGGCCUUCGACAGGGAAGGGAGCUUCAUGGGUAUAGUUGGAGACAGGGUUUUGACUCUCUUGACAAAGUGAAGACAGCACUUGUGGAUAUGUAUGCCAAGAGUGGGUCUGUGAAGGUUGCUGGGGUCUUGUUCGAAGGACUCCAGGAGAAAAGAGUUGUUUCUUGGAAUGCUAUGAUCACCGGAUAUGCAAUGCAUGGUCAUGCUAAUGCAGCACUUGGCCUGUUUAAUGAGAUGGUUGGCAAAGCUCAGCCGGAUCAUAUAACUUUUGUAGGUGUUUUAUCAGCUUGUAAUCAUGGAGGUCUGUUGAGUGAAGGGAGGAUGUAUUUUGAUUCAAUGUCAAAAGAUUAUGGAAUAGAACCGACCAUUCAGCACACUACAUGCAUGGUUGAUCUCUUAGGUCAUUCUGGUCGCUUAGAUGAGGCUUAUGGACUUAUAAUGCAGAUGAAAGUUAUGCCGGAUGCUGGUGUAUGGGGUGCACUUCUAAAUUCAUGCAAAAUCCAUGGUUAUGUGGAAUUUGCAGAAUUGGCAUUAGAGAGGUUGAUUGAGCUUGAGCCUGAUGAUGCAGGCAAUUACGUGAUCCUAUCAAAUAUUUAUGCCCAAGCAGGUAGAUGGGAAGGUGUUGCAAAGCUCAGAGAACUAAUGAACAACAGAAGUGUGAAGAAAACCACCGCGUACAGUUGGAUUGAAGUUAAAAACAAAGUACAUGCAUUUCUCUCUGGGGAUACUUCUCAUCCUAUGUCUGACGAGAUUUAUGCAGAGCUACAGAGCUUAGGAACACGAAUGGUACAAGCUGGCUAUGUCCCAAACAUUACACCUGUUUUCCAUGAUGUGGAAGAUGACGAGAAGAGCAGAAUGGUGUGCAGCCACAGUGAAAGGCUAGCGAUUGCUUUUGGACUAAUUAGUACACCCCCAGGGACAAAGCUGUUGAUCACCAAGAACCUCCGAGUUUGUGAGGACUGUCAUGUUGCAAUCAAGUUUAUCUCAAAGUUAACAGAGAGAGAAAUCACUAUCAGAGAUGUCAAUCGCUAUCAUCAUUUCAAAGAUGGCAUCUGUUCUUGUGGAGAUUAUUGGUGAAAUGGGUUCAGGAUUUCAGCGUCCACUAGGGAGAUGAGAAACCAAUUGCUCCUUGAAAAAGAAUUGGCUCGUCUAACUGAGUAAAAAUCAAAGAGAUAUUGGGUUUGGCCAACAUAAAGAUGCAAUCUUGUAAGGGCCAUGUGUGGACGAUUGAAGAGAACUCUGAUUUGUUCCUGCAACUAAUCUCUGUUGCCACUCCUCACUUCACGUCAAACAUCCUCUACUCUUGCAGCACAUACAUAGAUUCGCAUUCAGAAAUACAUCUUUAUAUGAGAUAGUUAAUGGUCUUACCCUUGGUGUAUCUCAGUGGUGAAUUACAUUGAGAUUCUGCAGCUAGCUCGUACGUGAACAUGUGUUUAAUAGGUUUGCUGAUUUUUUUCAUGCGUAGGUACUUCUAACUGCAGCAUGUGAUGUAUUUCUUUGUGCAUAAACUCCUAAGGCUGAGUGGAAGCCAGCAUUGCCAUGGUCAACUGGCCAAAAGACCAAUUCUACUAUAUUCUCAUCCAAAGUAUUCAUCUCAAAUAGUUGGUCAUUACCCGAAAGCCUUUAUACUUUGAAUAACAUCUCCAGUCUCCAAGCAAACCACUGGCCAUGUUAUUUUAGCAUUUAGCUACUAAAUCAGGUACUAUAUUAGAGGAAUUUGUGCCAAAGAUAGUCUCCGAUCAAAAGGGGUGUCCGCAAGACAUGUAAAGCUCCCUAUAUGACUGGCUUUUUAAAUCUAUUCUAAUUUCAGGGUAAGAUUUUAAUCAUCCAGAGGCCGUCAAAGAUAUCUGCAAAGCAGUUAUGCCUACUUCCUAGUACUCCAAGGUUUCCAUUUCAUUAUCUUUUGGAACGAUUUCUAGCGUAUGGCAACAAAAGAGAGUUGUGUUCAUGUCUUCUUCCACAUUCGUUCAGACCUAUUUAUGACCAUAUACCUAUCCAGACUUAACAUUAUGUAAACAUGAAAUUAUUUCCCAAGACAUUUAAAGCACAAUUUGUUCUCCUGGAAUAGUUCUUAGUUGGGUUUUCGGGAGCUCUCUGAAGAUUUUGACUAGGUAAAAAUAGGAUAUAGAUAAAAACAAGGAGUGUUUAAAACAUAUAUAGCCUAACACAAAAGCAUAUAGAAAUGCUAAUGGGUCAUUAAGAAUAACAUGUGAUACAGUUAUAUUGUGCUAAUUAACAAUUUAAUUAGCAAGUGGAAUAAGAGGAAUACUGUAUUAGUUGACAAAGAAAUCAACCAUCUUGCUUAAAUAAUGUGCUAAUUAACAAUUUACCAUCCCCUGCUUUCCACGGAGUCCCUCUUGUUUAUAAGGAAGACUUUGAUUUUCCGUGUUUUGACUUUUGAUCCAUGAUCUACAAAACAAUAUUUCCCUUUCCGUUGUUGAUGCUUUUGUCACAGUUCUGGUGGGGGCGCCCACCGCGAAUGUAACAAAUGGUUUUACUUCAAUAGUCAAGAACAUUUUCAUUUAAUAGGACAGAGCAACAUAUCUGGCCAUGGCAGAGUCUUUAUUCAGAUCAGCCCAGCAGGUAUGAUUAAUUUGACUUGGGACGGUGUGGUUCCGCCUGAAUGUCAGCCCAACCAAUCCACAAUCCUCCGACUUAGUGCAGAACGUACAUUGUCACAUUUUUAGUUUACACCUACAUA
Solanum dulcamara is the source of this 3548-nucleotide messenger RNA. RefSeq names its product pentatricopeptide repeat-containing protein CRR2, chloroplastic-like. Bases 95 to 1924 code for a protein of 609 amino acids. Gene Ontology annotation, biological process: RNA modification. The record is from RefSeq and is a predicted model, not a curated record. Gene Ontology annotation, molecular function: RNA binding; protein binding; zinc ion binding. The transcript has 4 exons. NCBI's taxonomy places the organism in Eukaryota, Viridiplantae, Streptophyta, Magnoliopsida, Solanales, Solanaceae.